AUGAAGUCGUCAAUUACUCUUACAGCGCUCGCCUUGACCGGCUCCGUUAUCGCUGAUGAUGCCCUCUACAGCAAGCGAUUGACCAAGCGCUUCGUCGACGAUGACGGAAAUUACAACAUUUCCUUCUUCCAUGUCAAUGAUGUCCACGCCCAUCUCGACGAAUUCGCAAAGUCAGGCACAGACUGCGUCGACCCCAAGAAGGGCUGCUUCGGCGGCUAUGCGCGCAUCAAGCACACAGUCGAUGCUCUGCGAAAGGACCACCCGGACAACCUGUGGCUGAACGCCGGCGACGAGUUCCAAGGCACACUGUUCUACUCCUUCUACGGACCCUCUAAGAUCGCAGAGACCCUGAAUGAGCUCGACUUUGAUGCCAUGACGCUCGGAAACCACGAGUGGGAUGGCGGUGAUGAGGAGCUUGGCGAGUUUUUGCAGAACCUGACUUUCCCAGUCAUUUCCUGCAAUGUCAAGAGCGAGUACGAGGGACUGAACAAGACCAUCAAGAACUAUCAGAUCUUUGAGGAUCAUGAUUUGGCGGUUAUUGGUGUGACUACUGAUACUACGCCUGGAAUCUCCAGCGUUGGAAACAAGACUACUUUCCUGGACCCCAUCACUGAGGUGCAGAAGGCUGUCUGGGAAAUUCGCAACAAGACCGAGAUCAACCGCAUUGUUGCGCUUACUCACCUUGGUAUUGAUGUGGACAAGGAGCUUGCUGCCAAGACCGAGGGUCUUUCUCUCAUCAUCGGAGGCCACAGCCAUACUCCUCUUGGCAACAUGAGCAACUCUGAGGGCGAUUAUCCCACAGUAGUUGACAACGUCAAGGGUGAUGAAGUUUUCAUUGUCACUGCUUAUCGAUGGGGCGAGUAUCUCGGUUCUAUUGAUCUGACAUUUGACAAGGAUGGAAAGCCUCUUGCCUACCACGGUGCUCCUAUCCACAUGACCAACCAGACCGACAUUGACGAGGAUCUUCAGAAGAAGAUUGAGUCUUGGAGAGGUCCCUUCGAGGAGUUCGCCGCUGAAGUAGUUGGAUACACAAGCGAAGAGCUCGACCAGACCACAUGCCAGGAUGGAGACUGUCUCCUCGGACAAGUCAUGGCUGACGCUAUGCUCGAGUACCGUCUCAACCAAAGCACCUCCGACGACGACAAGCCCAGCUUCGCCUUCAUCAACGCCGGCGGAGUCCGUGCUACCAUCGACGAGGGCAACAUCACUCGCGGCGAAGUCCUAACAUCUUUCCCAUUCGGUAACGCUAUCGUUGAGCUCACUUUUACCGGUUCCCAGAUCAAGGGUAUUUUCGAGGGUGCUGUAACAGGCAUGAACCAGGACAACGACAAGGAAAUCACCUCGUGGUUCCAGGUUUCCAAGGGCCUCAAGGUCGAGUACAACCCCGACAACAAGAACGGCUCUAAGCUGGUCAACUUGACGCUCGACGGUGAAUCUUUCGAGGACAAGACCGAGUACCGCGUUGUCACUCUUGACUUCUUGGCUGGUGGCGGUGAUAACUUUUUCAGCAUCGAGGACAAGAACGCCGCUACUCUUGACACCCAAGAUGAGGUACUUAUCGGUUAUUUCGAUGCGCACAACCCUCUUAACCCCAAGUUGGAGAAGCGUGUUGUCGAGACAAAUGGAACUAGCAGCGAGGAUUCUGAUUCGGAAGAGGCCAAGGGCAAGGGAGGUGACGGAAGCUCAGAAGAAACUGUCGAGAAUGCUGCUAGCGGUAUGCGAGUUUCGCUCUUUGCUGCUAUGUUUGGUGUUGCGAUCACUAUGUUGAUGAUGUAA
Molecule: messenger RNA, 1776 nt
Organism: Fusarium coffeatum
Lineage: Eukaryota; Fungi; Ascomycota; Sordariomycetes; Hypocreales; Nectriaceae
Exons: 2
Coding region: 1-1776 (591 amino acids)
Biological process (GO): nucleotide catabolic process
Molecular function (GO): hydrolase activity
Source: RefSeq, a predicted model, not a curated record